This is a messenger RNA of Terrapene triunguis (Three-toed box turtle), 375 nucleotides long. RefSeq names its product calcium and integrin binding family member 4 (gene CIB4). The transcript is spliced from 4 exons. The record is from RefSeq and is a predicted model, not a curated record. Gene Ontology annotation, molecular function: calcium ion binding. Lineage: Eukaryota; Metazoa; Chordata; Testudines; Emydidae.
AUGCGGCGCGAGGAGCUGGAGGAGUACCAGGUGAAUCCCUUUAGGGACAGAAUUUGCCGAGUGUUCUCCAUGGACGGCACCUUUACGUUCGAGGAUGUCUUAGGCAUGGCCUCUGUCUUCAGCGACAAAGCUAGUCCCCGUCUAAAAAUAGAAUAUGCCUUUUAUAUUUACGAUUUCAACGAGAACGGCUUUAUCGACGAGGAAGACCUGCAGAGCAUCAUCCAGCGACUGUUAAACAGCGACGACCUACUGGAGGAAGAGCUCGUCACACUGACAAACCAUGUGCUGUAGGAGGCCGACCUGGACAAUGACAACAUGCUGUCCUUCGCAGAGUUUGAACACGCCAUGUCGAAAUCGCCGGAUUUUUUACAGUAA